AUGGAGACAAGGAGCUUAGCCGACAGUCUCGACGGCCUUCGAGCCACUGCCGAUGCCACGUUUCGACUAGCAUUCAUGUUCGGUAAGGUCGAAAUCAAGCUGCAGACUGAGAUUCGAAGAGUCGCCAGCGAGAUUCAGGGCAUUGCUGGCGCACUGCACCAACUCUCGCUCCUAGCAUCGAUCCUCGAAGACGAAUCGGGCUGCCACCGCACGUCUGAAGCAGUCCCAUCACAGCUUACAUCAUGCCAUCGGACGCUCGAAAACCUCGAAAGACGACUAUUGAUACGGAAGAACGAUGCCCGCCCCAAGAGCGCAGGCCUAAAAUGGCCUUUCACGACGGCCUGGACAACAGACCUGCUCAGAGAGCUGAGUGAACACAGAGAUGUCAUCACCCGGGGGCUGUCUGCAGAGUCGAUGACGGAUCUCACACAAGUCUUUUCCAACGAGAAGUACGUUAUGGUAAUCGACCAGGACGGCGCCAUCUCCAAACACACCCAGGUUUCAGCCCUCGUUGCGGCUCAACCGGAUGCCCUCGACGUUCUCGGGUUCUUCCUCAAAUUUGACCAACGGGCCCUCCUCGACAACGUCUUGCAAGCUUCACACGCAUUACACAGCUUUGGGUUCUUCAAAGACCUCGAUUUCGAGGACUGGCUUGACGGGAAGCGGUCCAAGUUAUGGAUCACGGCGCCUGCGGGAGCAGGGAAGACUGUGUUUGCCGGCGCGAUGGUACGUGAAUCGAUCCUGCGACGACACGACUACGCCGUGGUAGUCUUUGAAGACACGCGAACCUGUAGCCCGGUCAAUGUUCUGAGCACCAUCGCCGCCCAGGUCGGGCGGCAGAACGAGGCAGCUUUCAACCUAUUGAGAACCUACUACCAGGAACUACAUCAGGACAAGAGAAACAUUCAAAGGUGCACAAGUGAGCACCUGAAAUCCAUUUUGGGGGAGAUGUCCAAGUGCUUUGGGCAUGUCAUGAUCAUAGUUGAUGGCGUGGAUGAAUGUGGUAGCGAUAGCGCCGACGUUGUAGAGUCACUGGCUGCACUUGCCAGCCAAGACGGGGGUGCCCUGGGUCUGGCGAUCGUCUCGAGAGAAACCGAGAGCAUUCGAAAUGUGUUACAGGAGGGUUUCCAAAAAGUCGACAUCAUCCAUUCUGAAGACGAAUUGCAACUGUUCACCGCGACGGAGUUGGAAAAACGGGUUGCCCGGGGCAAUAUCAAGUUCGACUAUCCAGAAAUGAAGGACGAGGCCAUCCAGAAACUGUGCUUCGGCCCCGAUACCACGUGA
Colletotrichum higginsianum IMI 349063 is the source of this 1284-nucleotide messenger RNA. RefSeq names its product ankyrin-2 ankyrin. Lineage: Eukaryota; Fungi; Ascomycota; Sordariomycetes; Glomerellales; Glomerellaceae. The coding region runs from base 1 to 1284 and encodes 427 amino acids. The record is from RefSeq and is a predicted model, not a curated record. The transcript is spliced from 2 exons.